UUUACGUGAAAAUGAAAUUCUUCCAAUUUAUGAAGGUCAUGCUGAUUUGUUGAUAUCCAUUUUCAGCAUAUGGAUUUGAGGGGAAAGAAUUGAAGACAGUAGAUUUUCCUUUGUCUCGUCUCGAAAUCCUAUUUGAAACCCUCUGUCCCGGCCUGUGAGGAAUUGCCUGUUUAAUCCUCCACUCAUGUCAACCUCACAGCAUUAUGUUGAAGGAGAAGCUGCGCAUUCUGCUUAUUACACACAAUCCCCGUGGAUUUCCCUGUACAUAUCUUCAAUUAUGGCAGAAACGCAUUCUCAAAAACGCGCUUUCACAGGGGAAAAUACUCCACUCUUUCAUCGCGUACAGGCGAUUUUCGUUUGCUUCAUGCACAACAUUUCAUAAUAACCUUAUCAACCUGUAUGUCAAAUGCGGAAGAUUGGUUGAUGCUACUAAAGUAUUUGACCAAAUGAAAGAACGAAACACCGUCUCAUGGAAUACGAUUAUUGCAGCAUACCAAAGAAGUGGGUAUCCUCACGAGGCAGUCACACUGUUUCACCAAAUGCAACGAACAGGUUUCCGUCCCGAUCAGUUCACAUUUUCUAGUGUACUCCCAGCCUGUGCCAGAAUGGGAGCUUUGGAUCAGGGUAUGGACAUCCAUCAAAAUAUAAAAGAUAGAGGAAUUUUGUUAAAUGUUGUGGUUGCAACUGCCCUGGUAGACAUGUAUGCAAAAUGUGGAAGCAUGCACAAGGCACGUGAAGUGUUUGACAAAAUGCCUCGAAGAGAUGUCUUUUCAUGGAAUGCAAUGAUUGUAGGAUAUGUACAAAAUGGCCUUACUGAUAAGGCUUUAGAAACUUUCAAGCAAAUGCAUUUGGAAAGUGUGAAGCCAGACUCAAUAACCUUUGCCAGCGUCCUCCCAGCUUGUGCCAAAACGGGAGCUUUGGAACUGGGGAUGGACAUUCAUCAAAGCAUAGAGGAUAGAGGCAUUCUGUCGGAUGUUAUACUUGCAACUGCCCUGGUAGACAUGUAUGCAAAAUGUGGAAGCAUAGAGAAGGCACGUGAACUGUUUGACAAAAUGCCUCAAAGAAAUGUGGUCUCAUGGAAUGCCAUGAUUGCAGGAUAUGUACUAAUUGGAUUUGUUGAAAAGGCUUUAGAAACUUUCAAGCAGAUGCAAUUGGCCGGUAUAAAACCAAACUCCACAACUUUUGCCAGCAUCCUUCCUGCCUGUGCCAAAAUGGGAGCUUUGGAAGAGGGUAUGGAAAUCCAUCAAAGCAUAAAGGCUAGAGGAAUUUCGUCAGAUCUUGCAGUUAAAACUGCCCUGGUAGAUAUGUAUGCAAAAUGUGGAAGCACAGACAAGGCAUAUGAAGUGUUUGAUAAAAUGCCUCAAAGAGAUGUAGUCUCAUGGAAUGCCAUGAUUGCUGGAUAUGUACAAAAUGGAUUUGUUGAAAAGGCUUUAGGAACUUUCAAGCAGAUGCAAUUGGCAGCUGUAAAGCCAAACUCCACAACCUUUGCCAGCAUCCUCCCAGCCUGUGCCAAAAUGGGAGCUUUGGAACAGGGUAUGGACAUCCAUCAAAGCAUUAUGGAAGGAGGAUUAUUGUCUGAUAGUAUAGUUGGAAAUGCUCUGUUAGACAUGUAUGCAAAGUGUGGAAGCAUAGACAAGGCACGUGAACUGUUUGACAAAAUGGCUCAAAAAGAUGUGGUCUCGUGGAAUGCCAUGAUUGCAGGAUAUGCGCAAAAUGGAUUUUGCAAGGAAGCUCUCAAAAUCUUUGAAUUAAUGAAGCACUCUGGAACAUAUCCUGACUUUGUAAGCUUUGCUUGUGUUUUAUGUGCGUGCAGCAAUGCAGGUUUAGUUGAUGAGGGCUGUACACAUUUCAAUCGCAUGAGUAAUCCUUAUUGCAUUACACCUACAGUUGAUCAUUAUGUGUGCAUGGCUGAUCUUCUUGGCCGUGCUGGCUAUAUUGAGGACACCCUAAACUUUAUCUUUAAGAUGCCAGUUAAACCUGUAGUGGUUGUGUGGAUGUGUUUUCUUGGUGCCUGUAGAGAACAUAUGAAUAUAGGCUUAGGAGUAUUUACAGCAAUGCUUCUUUUUGAUUUGGAUCCUAAAAAUGCUACAACCUAUGUUCUUCUCUCAAACAUCUAUGCAGAAGCGGGCAGGUGGGAUGAGGCCCAAGUGGUAAGGAGAUUGAUGAAAGAUAGAGGAAUUAAAAAGAUUCCUGGAUGUAGUUGGAUUGAAGGCCAUAAAAUGGUACAUGCAUUUUGUGUAGGAGACAGAUCACACCCACAAACAGAGGAGAUCUAUGCAAACUUACAGAAAUUGGCUUGGGAGAUGAAGGCAGCAGGGUAUUUUCCAGAUUCAAGACAUUUGCUUAAUGAUGUGGAAGAAGAGGAAAAAGAAUUAUUUCUCUGCUACCACAGUGAAAAAUUGGCAAUUUCUUUUGGUUUGUUAAACACGCCUCCGGGAACAACUAUUAGAGUUGUUAAGAACCUUCGAGUAUGUGCUGAUUGCCACACUGCGACCAAAUUUAUCUCCAAGAUUGUUGCAAGAGAAAUUGUUGUGAGAGAUGCCUACCGUUUCCAUCAUUUUAAACAGGGACAGUGCUCUUGUGGAGAUUAUUGGUGAUGCUAAAUGAAGGAAUCUGAAAAAAAGUCUUGCACUAGAAUAAUAUGGAUAGAAUGAAAUGCACAUCACUGCUUAUAUACACGGUUGAGGUAUCUGUCAGUGACCUGUUGUACGGUUAUGCAGCAGUGGGCAGGUGCGGUUAGGUUCAAGUGGUAAGGAUAUUGAUGAAAGAUAGAGGAAUUGAAAAGAUCCCUGGAUUUAGUUGAAUUGAAGGCCAUAAAAUGGUACAUGCAUUUUGUGUAGGAGACGGAUCGUACCCACAGACAGAGGAGAUCUAUGUGAAGUCACAGAAAUUGGCUCGGGAGAUGAAGGCAGCAAAGUAGUUUCCAGAUUCAAGUCAUUUGCUUAAUGAUGUGGAAGAAGAGAAAAAAUAAUUAUUACUCUGUCACCAUAGUGAAAAUUUGGCAAUCUCUUUUGGUUUGUCAAACACGUCCUGGAAGGCUGGAACAACUAUUAGAGUUGUUAAGAACCUAUGAGUAUGUGCUGAUUGCCACACUACAACCAAAUUUAUCUCCAAGUUGAUGCAAGAGAAAUUGUUGUGAGAGAUGCCUACCUGUUUUCAUCAUCUUAGGGACAAUACUCUUGUGGAGAUUAUUGGUGAUCCUAAAUGAAGGAAUCUUAAAAAAGUCUUGCACUAGAAUAAUAUGGAUAGAAUGAAAUGCACCUCUCCGUAUAUCACUGUUGAAGUAUCUGUCAGUGACCUGUUUUAUGAUAUAUGCAGAAGUGGGCAGGUAGGGUGAGAUUCAAGUGGUAAGGAGAUUGAUGAAAGAUAGAGGGAUUAAAAGGACCUCUGGAUGUAGUUGGAUUCAAGACCAUAAAAUGGUACAUGCAUUUUGUGUGGGAAACAAAUCACACCGACAGACAAAGGAGAUCUAUGCAAAGUAGCAAAAAUUGGCUUGAGAGAUGAAGGCAGCAGGGUAUUUUCCAGAUUCAAGUCAUUUCCUUAAUGAUGUGGAAGAAGAGGAAAAAUAAUUAUUUCUGUCACUAUAGUGAAAAAUUUGCAAUUGCUUUUUGUUUGUUAAACUCACCCCCUGGAACAACUAUUAGAAUUGUUAAGAACCUUCGACUAUGUGCUGAUUGCCACACUGCAAUCAAAUUUAUCUCCAAGAUUGUUGGAAGAGAAAAUGCUGUAAGAGAUGCCUACCGUUUCCAUCAUUUUAAACAGGGACAACGCUCUCGUGGAGAUUAUAAGUGAUUCUAAAUGAAGCAACUGAAAAAAGUCUUGCACUAGAAUAAUAAGGAUAGAAUGAAAUGCAGACCACUACUUAUACACACUGAUGAGGUAUCUGUCAGUGACAUGUCUUAUGAUAGUAUUGAAGUUUCGGGUGAAUUGUUUUCAGGAAAUCUGAAUGUCUCUGAAGUAAAAAGCCGGAGAAGUUGGAGAAAAGUUGAAAAGAAAUAGGUGAGGAACACUGAAUAAAUUUGAAAGAUGCUUGAUCAGUAAAAAAUGGGAGAGGAGCGUUGACAAUCAACUCUUGAUUUUUUAUCUAAUCAUUUUAUUUGGAUUAGUUGUAUUAUUUUUUGUUAUGCAGGUUUAUUAUUUGAGAUUAUAUUUUACAUUCUACAUAGAUUUGUAAUUUUGUUUCAUUUAUGGUUAGAUAUAUCUAAUGUUGCUUCA
Messenger RNA from Cryptomeria japonica (Japanese cedar), 4215 nucleotides. RefSeq names its product pentatricopeptide repeat-containing protein At2g03880, mitochondrial-like. The record is from RefSeq and is a predicted model, not a curated record. NCBI's taxonomy places the organism in Eukaryota, Viridiplantae, Streptophyta, Pinopsida, Cupressales, Cupressaceae. Gene Ontology annotation, biological process: RNA modification. Gene Ontology annotation, molecular function: zinc ion binding; protein binding; RNA binding. Bases 204 to 2597 code for a protein of 797 amino acids. Gene Ontology annotation, cellular component: intracellular membrane-bounded organelle. The transcript has a single exon.